Molecule: messenger RNA, 1731 nt
Organism: Onthophagus taurus
Lineage: Eukaryota; Metazoa; Arthropoda; Insecta; Coleoptera; Scarabaeidae
Gene: Slu7
Product: Pre-mRNA-splicing factor Slu7
Biological process (GO): mRNA splicing, via spliceosome
Cellular component (GO): spliceosomal complex
Molecular function (GO): pre-mRNA 3'-splice site binding
Source: RefSeq, a predicted model, not a curated record
UAAUUAUUAAAAAUAAUGGCAAAUGCUACAACUAAUUUAACAGUUUCGUAACUAUUAAAAACAAAAAGUGAAUUAGACGACGAACCGAAGAAAAAAUCGCGCGAAGAUUGGCGUAAAGCGAAAGAAUUAGAAGUAAGAAAAGCGAGUAUUCUUGAUGAAGAAGGUAAAGAUAUAAACCCUCAAUACAUAGCGAUAGCACCUUGGUAUUACGGAACAAGUGGGCCUACCUUAAAACAUCAACGACCUCAAGAUGACAAAGAAGGUAAUUUCUCAAAAUUGGAUGAAUGGUACAAAAGAGGCGUUGAUAACGCGCGAACCAUCACUAAAUAUCGUAAAGGCGCAUGUGAGAAUUGUGGGGCAAUGACCCAUAAAAAAAAAGAUUGCAUGGAACGCCCCCGUAAAGUUGGGGCUAAAUUUUCUGGGGCCAGUAUAGCCCAUGAUGAGUUCAUCCAGGCUAAUUUAAAUCUAUCGUACGAUGGGAAAAGGGAUAGAUGGAGCGGAUAUGACCCAUCAGAACAUAAAGCGAUUAUCGAGGAGUUUCAAAAAGUCGAAGAGGCCAAAAGACAAUUACGAGCCGAUAAAUUAGAUGCUCAAGAUAGUCAAGACGACGAAGACGAACGCCAAGAUGAAGAUAAAUAUGUAGAUGAAGUUGAUAUGCCCGGAACGAAAGUCGACAGCAAACAAAGAAUAACAGUUAGAAAUUUAAGAAUUCGCGAAGACACCGCGAAAUAUUUAAGAAAUUUAGACCCAAAUUCAGCUUAUUAUGACCCAAAAACGCGAUCGAUGAGAGAAAAUCCCAAUCCAAAGCUAGAUGAUAUGUAUUCGGGCGAAAAUUUUGUUCGAUUUACCGGAGAUACAAGAAAACAUGCAACAGCUCAAUUAUUCGCUUGGGAAGCUUACGAGAAAGGUGUGGACGUCCAUUUAUUAGCAGAACCAACAAAAUUGGAGAUGUUACAAAAAGAAUACGACAGCAAAAAAGAACAAUUUAAAACGAAAGUUCAAAAAAGUGUUUUAGAAAAAUACGGAGGCGAAGAACACUUAGAAGCACCCCCAAAAUCACUUUUACUCGCCCAAACCGAAGAUUACACCGAAUACUCCCGAUCGGGAAAAAUCCUAAAAGGACAAGAAAAAGAAAUAAUUCGUUCGAAAUACAAAGAAGAUAUUUAUAUUAAUAAUCACACCUCCGUUUGGGGUUCUUAUUGGACCAAUGGAAAUUGGGGUUAUAAAUGUUGUCAUUCGUUCAUUAAAAAUUCUUAUUGUCUUGGAGAGGCAGGUUUUGAAGUUAACAAACCCGAUGGUUUUGGUUUUGAUGAAAUUAAAAUUGAAGAAAAUAAAGUUAAUAACGAAGAAAUAAAGUUGGCGUCGUCUGAAAAUUCUUCCAGUGAUGAUGAGAAUGAAACUAAGAAAUCAAAGAAGAAAAAUAAGAAGAAAAAAUUGAAAGAAAAGAAGAAGUUGAAGAAGGUGGAGGAUAAAUUGCAGAAAGCUUUGGAGAAAGAAGAUGAACAACAAAAGUUUGCGGGGGAAAUAUUGAAAAUGGACGAAAGGAAGCGGCCCUAUAAUAGUAUGUACGAAGUUAAGAAACCUACCGAAGAGGAAAUGGAGGCGUAUUAUAUGAAGAGGAGGAGAGAGGAUGAUCCGAUGAAUCAAUUUAUUUAGGAUUAUAUGGAAUACUUAUAUUUGAAAUGUCUUUUAAUAAUAAUACUAAUAAUAAAUAAGAGUUAUAAUAAAAUA